Didymodactylos carnosus is the source of this 693-nucleotide messenger RNA. The record is from the annotation of a GenBank genome assembly. Lineage: Eukaryota; Metazoa; Rotifera; Eurotatoria; Philodinida; Philodinidae.
AUGAGCCGCUCAAGUUCUCAACAACCAUAUUCACAAGACUAUUCAUCUUCUAGAAAAUCUGCGAUAAAUAAUACAAAUAAUGAUUUAUUUGAUAUGCGAGAUGAUAGUGUACGUAGUUAUCCAUUAAAUUCAAAUCGUUAUGAUGCAUCCGCUUAUUCACCAUCUUGGCGUAUAGCCCCAACAGCAUACGGUUUCGAAUCAAGAUAUUCUGAUAAUACUCCACGUCAAUAUGAACAAUUCCGUUCAUCUAACACUCCAUAUGAUAGUACAGGCAGCGGAGCACGAUCUCAUUCAUACGAUGAUUUAAUAACUGAACAAAAUCGCCCUCAAACAUUCUAUAAUUCAUCAGUACGAAGUGGCGGUAUAGGUGGUAUUGAUCGAAAUACAUUCGGUCACUCACAUCAACAACUCAAUACUACUGACGACGAUUUAACUGUAAAGUCAACUGAUUUAUCGGCACCACACGAACAAGAAAUGUUAGAACUAAUACGAGCAGCAUUUCGUAAAUACGAUUUACAAAAUCAGCGUGAAAUAGCUGGAUUUUUAAAACGAGGUGCCGAUAAAACAUUUCAAUCAUGUUGGCAUUGUAUUGUUGGCAGACAAUUUAGCUCGUAUGUUACACAUGAAAUGAAUGGUUUUAUUUAUUUAACAAAAGGACCGUUGAGUAUUCUAUUAUUCAAAAGUGGAUGUUAA